AUGAAUAAAAGACGAUUGGCCGACGAAGAAAGCAAUAGAGAAACGACACGGGCAACGAAGAAGCGCUUGGUUACCAAUACCCACGAUGGUUCGCCUCGUAAGGUGCAAGUCAUUCGAAUCUCGUCGUCAUUGCCGGAUCGAAUGCUGUACCAUGGUGUGAAAACAGAUGUCAGUCCCGAGAUGAAAAUAGAGCAGAUAUUGUUGGCAUCCAAUCUCGACGUGGAUUGGACAUCGUACACGGAAACGGACUUCUUUUUGCCACCUACGCAAGAUGAAAUUGAGGCUUACGACUUUGACAUUUUGAAUGCAGUCCGGGCACAAGACAUGGCCACGUUGAGGCGAUUCCGCAAGGACGGUAGACCACUCAAGUGCAGUAACAAGUUUGGAGAAAGCAUUCUUCAUCUGGCGUGCCGCAAGGGCUUUGUUGAAGUCACGCGCUUCCUGGUUCAAGAAGCCGGUGUGCCCUUGGCCGUGUGUGACGACUACGGACGCUCUCCGCUUCACGAUGCUUGUUGGCGACGUCAUGAUGGCCGUACCUUUGAAUUGAUUGACAUCAUUUUGCAAAAGUGCCCCGAUCUCUUCACCUCUAUCCUACGUUCGACGAGAAGACUGGGGAAAAUGGAACGAAUAUCUUCUUCGGAAGAAAGCAUCCGUAUUGACUCCGAAGCUUUUUGA
This is a messenger RNA of Seminavis robusta, 675 nucleotides long. The record is from the annotation of a GenBank genome assembly. Lineage: Eukaryota; Bacillariophyta; Bacillariophyceae; Naviculales; Naviculaceae.